Messenger RNA from Pseudovirgaria hyperparasitica, 640 nucleotides. RefSeq lists its product as uncharacterized. The record is from RefSeq and is a predicted model, not a curated record. NCBI's taxonomy places the organism in Eukaryota, Fungi, Ascomycota, Dothideomycetes, Acrospermales, Acrospermaceae. The annotation marks the transcript as partial. The transcript has a single exon.
ACCACCUCUCUUUAUCUUGCCCCGCCCCAUUCGCUCUCCUCAGUCCUGAGGCCCCAAUCGCCUCAUGCACUUCCUCUACAGCUGCGCUCCCACUCGCUUCACCCUGAAUCCCGUCCGUGGCAUAUGAAUCACAAUCCUCUCUCAUUCCCGUGCUUCAUCCUGCUCCAUACUGCCAGGCUUGGCGCUGUCCGCCGUCCGAUCCACGCAAAACACCUUGGGGAACGGUCGCUGAGAGAUAUAGUUCGCUGGCAGACUGGUGCUGCUCAUGUCAGGGUCCGUCACUACCCGCUCGAGUGGAUAGGUGACUGCUUUGCAUUAGUUAGCCCCAGCUUGACCUUGUGCUCCACGACACGUGAUGCCUGUACGUACACACUCGGCAUACUCGACGCCCAGCAGAGCCAGACACCACACGAUGGCCCGCGAAGGAGGGCGACAUUGGGUAGUGGUACAGGAUCAGGCUGUUUGGCGCCGACAUGUUGCAGUCACUGGAUGUUUCUCCAGGAGCUCUUCUUGACGUGAUGGUCGAGGCGAGAGCGGACUGGCCUGUCGGCGUGUUGCGUUGCUCGACGCCCUGUGGCGCAACUUCAAUAACGUGCAGGCUCUUAAUCGUCAAAGCAAGACCUGGAUCUACAGCUCGCAA